Monoraphidium neglectum is the source of this 2169-nucleotide messenger RNA. RefSeq lists its product as hypothetical. Gene Ontology annotation, cellular component: nucleolus. Bases 1 to 2169 code for a protein of 722 amino acids. The record is from RefSeq and is a predicted model, not a curated record. Gene Ontology annotation, biological process: ribosomal small subunit biogenesis. The transcript has 9 exons. Gene Ontology annotation, molecular function: RNA binding. Lineage: Eukaryota; Viridiplantae; Chlorophyta; Chlorophyceae; Sphaeropleales; Selenastraceae.
AUGACCCCUGCGAAGAGCGGCAGCGGUGGCAGCAGCGGACUCGGCGGCGGCGGCGACCACGGCACCAGCACGCACGUCGGUGCCGCAGGCCGCGGAUCGGAGCAGCGCCAGCCGGCGCGCGGCAGGCAGCGGCGGCCGCCCAACGCCCAGGAGCUGGCCAACUCGGCCUGGGCGCUCGGACGCCUGCGGCUGCGGCCGCCGCAGGCGUGGCUGGAUUCGUUCCUGGCAGCUUCCCAGCGCGAACUCCACAAUUUCACGCCGCAGCAGCUGUCCAACAUGCUCUGGGGCCUGGCGGGCGCCUGCGGCGCGCCCGCGCGCGGCCGCUCGGAGGCCGGCGGUGGCGGGAGCUUUGUCGGCGACGGGGCGGCGCGGGCGCCAGCGCAGGCGCUGUACCUGCCUGCUGAGUGGCUGGUGGCGGCGUGCGGGGCGGCGGAGGCUCGACUCAGCAGCUUUGCGCCUGACGAGCUGUCGAGCAUGCUGUGGGCACUGUCCACCUUGUGGCAGCAGCAGCAGCAGCAGCAGCAGCAGCAGCAGCAGCAGCAGCAGCAGCAGCAGCAGCAGCAGCAGCAGGGGAGCCUGCGGCUGCUGCAGCAGCUGGGGUACCGUCCCUCUGGCAGCUUCCUGGUAGCUGCCCUGGAGGAGGUGCACGAGCACCUGCCCUGCGUGCGGCUGGUCGACUGCUCGGCAGUCGCGGCCAGCCUGAUUGCAUGGGGGUACGCCCCUCCAGCGGGGUGGACGGCAGAUUUCCUGGCGGCAUCAGGGCGGCUGCUGGCUGGCGGCGGCGGGGCUGGAUGGGCCGCGGCGCAAGGGCAGCGGCAGUCGCGCGUCACAGCCGCGCGCCUGGUGCCGCUGCUGCGCUUCGCUGCUGCCGCGGAGGGCUCGGGCAGCUGUGCGUUCGCAUGCGCCGAGGAGCGCCGCAAAUGGUGCGACUGCGUGCUGAGCGGCGUUCUUCAGAUCGCUGCAGCGCCUCCAAGCGGCAACUGCGCGAGCACCAGCGCCAGCGCCGGCGGCAACAGCGGCCUUGGCGUGCCCGGCGGCGGCUGCAGCGGCAGCGGCGGGAGCGGGCGCGUCGAUGACAGGGGCAGCGACAGGGGGGGCGAGAAGGCCGCAGCCAAGGAUGCAGAUGGUCUGGAUACUUUGCUGGCGGGCAUCACCGCCGGCGACAGCGACGGAGAGAACGGGGAUGGCGGCGGCGGCAGCAGCGACGACGACGGCAUUGGCGGCUUUGGCCUCGACGGCGGCAGCAGCGGCAGCGAAGUUGAGGACGAGGAGGAAGACAGCGGGGGCGCCGGCUGGGGCAUGGGGGGGUCUUCAGAGGAGGAGGAGGAGGAGGAGGAGGAGGAGGAGGAGGAAAGCGGCAGCUUGGGGUCUGGUGAUCUGGAGGACUCCUCAGAGAGCGGCGAGGGGCUGGAAGAUGAGGAGGCGGACGAGGCAGAUGUGGAGGGCGGCGGGCGGAGAAGAUGGGCAGGCGGCGCGUCGGAAGAUCUGAGGACGGCCUCUGGGAGCGGCAGCGACGAGGGCGAGGACGGCGGCAAUGGGGGUAGCGGCCGCGGGGGGUCAGAUUUGGAGGGGGGUACCGACCAGGUUGCUGCGGCGGGGCCAGCGGUGGCAGCUGGCGGUGGUGGUGCGGCAAAAUACAUACCCCCCGCGCUCAGGCGGCAGCAAGAGGCGGCCAGGGCGGGGCCCGCGGCGGGCCUGCUGGAGCCCGCGGUAGAGCGGAGGAUCACGGGCCUGCUGAACAGGCUGGCGGAGGCCAACCUGCAGGGCAUCGUCAAAGACGUGACGGCGCUCUACUCGACCCACGGCCGCGGCGCGGUCGCCUCUUCUGUCGCCCGCCACGUCAUCGGCGCCGCCGCCGAGGGGCCGCGUGCGAGCGAGCAAUUUGCCGCCGUCGCGGCCGCUUUCGUGGCGGGCCUCUCUGCUGUGGCGCGCGCGCAGGACAUCGGCGCGCUGUUUCUGGAACAGCUGGCGGCGCGUCUCGAGCAGGCGUACGCCGCCGACGACACCCAGGGCUGCCGCAACCUGACGCUGGUCCUGGCGUACUGCUACAGCUGCGGCCUCCUGGCGGCCGACUGCUGCUUCAGCUUCCUCCAGCGGCUCGUGGCCAGCAAUUUGCCUGUGUCCACCCCCGAGGGUCUCGAAACCCGCGCCGCCUCACAGAUCACCUGA